AUGAAGAGAAAACGUACUCCAAAUGAAAUGCAAAACAUUACUAGCUUCUUUGCUAAAAAGAAUACUACUCCAACUUCUCUUCCACAUCCAACACAAAAUGAACAAACUAUAACUCCACCUCAAGAAAGUGAACAACUUUCAUCUCCAUCUCAUUAUUCAACUCAAAAUUCCCCUCAAAAUGAACAAGGCCAAUGUUCUCCUAAUGCCCCAAUCUUUGGAGAAAGAUUAAGUGAACAUGAAUUUGCUAAUCUUCCACAAGAUCCAGGAAAGAGGAGAAAAAUGAGUCAAUUUCAUAAAGAUGAUAGAGAUUUAGUGAGAAGAAUUUACAUUCAAAGAAAGCCUUGUCAGCCCAAAGACUUUACAUUUCCUCAAACUUCUAUUUUUGGCAAAAAUCGUCGCUUUUGUGCUAAGUGGUUUGAUACUUGGACUUGGCUUGAGUAUAGUGUGGAAAAGGAUGCUGCCUAUUGUUUCCCUUGUUAUCUAUUCAAGGAUGAAAAUGCCUUUGGAGGUGAUGCUUUUGUUAGUGAUGGUUUCAAAUCAUGGAAUCGAUCGGAUUUAAUAAGAAAACAUGUCGGUAAACACUUGAGUGCACAUAAUAAUGAUGUUUUAGCUAUGGAUUUGUUCAAGAAACAAAAUUCAAGCAUCACACAAGCCUUGACAAAACAAACCGCUGAGAGUACAAAUGCAUAUAGGACGCGACUUGAAGCUUCAAUUGAAUCUAUCCAAUGGCUUUUACUACAAGGGUUGCCUUUCCGUGGUCAUGAUGAAAAAGAAAGUUCCUUAAGAAGAGGUAACUUUCUUUCACUUUUAUCCCUUAUUUCCAAAGGUAAUCCUGAAUAUUCUAAAGUUGUUUUCAAAAAUGCUCCUAGUAAUUGUCAACUUACUUCUCCUAAAGUCCAAAAAGAUAUCAUAAAUGCAUGUGCAAAAGAGACCACUAAAGCAAUGCUUGAAGAUAUUGAUGGUGGUUUGUUUUCUAUCCUUGCUGAUGAGUCCGCUGAUGUUUCUGACAAGGAACAAUUGGCUCUUUGUUUGAGAUAUGUUAAUAGAAAGGGAGAAGUGUGUGAGCGUUUACUUGGUAUUGUGCAUGUUGUAAACACUGCUUCUUUGACUCUCAAAACUGCUAUUGAAUCCUUAUUAAUGGAGCAUUCUUUGUCUUUCUCUCAAGUACGGGGUCAGGGUUAUGAUGGGGCAAGUAAUAUGCAAGGUUCUAUUAAUGGCCUUAGGAUUCUUAUAGAGAAUGAGUGUAAAGAAGCUUAUUUUGUCCACUGCUUUGCUCACCAACUUCAAUUAACUCAAGUUGCACUUGCUAAAAAGAAUUCAGAUUGUGCUUGGUUAUUUGUUGAUGUACUUGCACCUCUCUUGAAUUUUGUGGGGGGUUCACCAAAAAGGAAAGAUUUUCUUCGUGAAAAUCAAGCUCAAAGAGUGGUGGAUGCAUUGUCUCUAGGUGAACUUGAAACGGGUUCAGGUUUAAAUCAAGAACGUGGAUUAGGUAGACCUUGUGAUACUCGUUGGGGAUCUCACUUCAAGACAAUCUUGAAUGUACUUGAUUUAUUCCCUGUAAUCCUUGGUUCUCUUGAGGAUAUUGCAAAAGUAUCUGAUACAAUAGAUUCUAAUAGAGCUCAAACACUUACAAAUCUUCUGAUGUCCUUUGAUUUUGUGUUCGUGGCACACUUGAUGGUUAGUAUAUUUGCGAUAACAAAUGCUUUGAAUGUGGCCUUACAAAAGCACGAUCAAGACAUUGUGAAUGCAAUGGCCAUGGUUAAUGUAACCAAGACUAAUUUGCAAAAAAUGAGAGAUGAAGGAUGGGAUUCUCAUAUGGAAAAGGUAAUUUCUUUUAUUGGUGACUAUGACAUUGCAGUUCCAGAUAUGGAGGCUAAAUAUGUUGUUCCCGGGAGGAGGUUGUUUAGAGGUAAAUGCCCACAAGUGUCUAAUCUACAUCAUUUUCAAGUUGAAGUUUUUUUUGGUGUCAUUGAUGUUCAAUUGCAAGAACUUGAAAAUCGAUUUCCCGAAAUAACUAAAGAACUACUUGUGUGUAUGUCUUGUUUGAGUCCUGUGGAUCGUUUUUCUAAGUUUGAUAAGGAAAAAUUGAUUAAGCUUGCAAAAUUCUAUCCUAAUGAAUUUCCAAGUUCAGAAUUGAUAGUCUUUGGUCAUACACUUGAGAGUUACAUUUGUUCUGUUAGAGGAGAUGAAAGGUUUUGGAAUUUGAAGGGUCUUAGUGAUCUUUCAAUCAAAUUGGUUGAAACGGGAUUGUCUGAAACUCAUGAUAGGGUCUAUUUACUUUUGAAGUUGGUGUUGCUUCUUCCUGUUGCAACGACAAGUGUGGAAAGGUUAGAAUUUUGGACAAAAUGUCGACCUUACACAAUAUAUGUGCCUGUGUCUCAUUUAUGGUACCAACAGUCCUACAGCUAUCAUAGUUUAUAA
Molecule: messenger RNA, 2421 nt
Organism: Chenopodium quinoa (quinoa)
Lineage: Eukaryota; Viridiplantae; Streptophyta; Magnoliopsida; Caryophyllales; Amaranthaceae
Product: zinc finger MYM-type protein 1-like
Exons: 2
Coding region: 1-2421 (806 amino acids)
Source: RefSeq, a predicted model, not a curated record